AUGCAUUCCUUCGAUGAGGAUAUCAGUAAGCUAUUCGGUUUUGAGCUUUAUGAUGAUGUCAUCACGCUCUAUGAGUUGUCAUAUGCUGAGCAAGUGUUAAGUAAGCUCCAGGCUGCAACUGUGGUCUCAAUGGUAGCCGAAUCCUAUUACCAGCGUGACUGUUUUAUCAAGAGCCAGGAGGCUUUUUAUCGUGCGAUUACGUUGACAAAGACAUUAUCAAAGUCAGUCAUCAAAGAUUUGAAAUUUUCUGAAGCCGAACUUAAAUACCGACUUCAUCGCUGUUUGUUGAAACAGCGUAAACGAGAGGAAGCAAUGGGUGUCCUUGGUAGCAUUGCCGGAGAAGAAAUGACUCCGAAAAUUAUAUCAGCUUUGGCCCGUCUGCAUCAUGUACCUUCGAAUGAUUAUACUAGUCGCGAUAAGGUCAAAACAGUGGGAAAUGCUAUGCUGUACCAUAAGAAAGUGGUUGAAAUAUGUCCAGAAGCCAUCGACUCCUUGUCAUGCAUUGUACGAUAUGGCCUGAAAGAGGGAGUCAGUACAUCUCACCGUAGUCGCACCGUUCAGGCUUGGCUUAAAGCACAGGAAGCUGUUGCUGAACAAAAGCAUUAUGAUGCAAUUUCUCAACUCUCUGGUAUACCACCAGGAAACUUAAAGAUAUUGAUUGAAUUAGGACGGUUACACUAUACUGUUGGGGAGAAUCAAAAGGCAGCUGUGUAUUUGCGGCGGGCACAUCAUCUAGAUCCUAGUACCUCUUACUCAAUGGACAUUUUGGCAUUUAUUUUGGCACAGGAGCAAAACUAUAAAGACUUGGAAAAUCUGGCAGCUACUUUGAUGGAAGCUCAGGAAACUCCUGAAGCUUGGGUGGCAUAUGCUUUUCUUGCCAAGUGCCAGAAAAGACACGAUAAAGCGCUGUAUUUCACAGAGAAGGCUUGCAAGUUGGCGGAUUGGCACAUACAUCCAACUGCAAUAUUACUGAGAGCCCUUAUUCUAAUGGAUAAGAAGAAAUUCGACGAGGCCAUAGCCGAAUUGCGCGAUGCUCUUGUUAUUCAUCCUGCGAACUAUACUCUCUACGAAGCUCUGGUCCAUGCAUUUCUUCUUCAGGAAAAAACUCAGGAGGCUCGAGUUGUUGCUUGCACAUGUCGACACAUUCUUGGUCAGGAUAAUGCUCGAGCACUAUACCUUUGUGCUACCUUAGCUGCUAAAGACGAAUCGACAGUGAAAGAUGCACAGAAACUUCUGGAAAAAGCAAUAGCGAUAUCUCCUCAUUUAUUAGAUGCUGUAUUCCUCCUUGUGGCCCUCUACGACAAAACACAAAGUUAUGAGAAAGCGAUUACACUACUGAGAAGGCAAACUCAGACGACUGUGAAUAGCCGACUUCAUCGUUUACUUGGCGAUUUCCUGACCAAAACGAAUCGUCCAGUUGAUGCGUGCCAUCAGUACAGAUUAGCGGUUGAUGGUGAUGCGACUGCAGCUAAAGCAAUGGAUGCAUUAGAAAUAGUGCCUGGAAUGUACACCCCAGAGUCUCUACCAUCAGUUAUUUGUCGUGGGUCAUCACGACGUCGAACUGGACAAGUGUGUCACAAUGAUCAGACAUCAGUUACUGAACGAAACAUCUAA
Cercopithifilaria johnstoni is the source of this 1614-nucleotide messenger RNA. The record is from the annotation of a GenBank genome assembly. Lineage: Eukaryota; Metazoa; Nematoda; Chromadorea; Rhabditida; Onchocercidae.